AUGAAUGACGAUAGCCUAACCAACCUCAUACAAAAAAUAGGGCACCAUAUUGAUGAUAUUAGAGACCGAUCGAUUAUUAUGUUAAUUCAAAAAUAUGAAAAAAAUUUAAUAAACGAAGAAGAGUUAAAAAAACGAGCCAGCUUUUAUUGCUUGAUUCUUCAUUACAUUAAUGAUAGAAAUUCAUUCAUUCCUUUAAAAAGCUUACAAGAUAUAUUAUCCUUUGUGAUGAAUAUUAUAAAGAAAGAUGAGCACAUAAAACAAAAAUUUGAAGAAUUAUAUAUAUCAAAAUUUUUGAAAGAAUUUUUAACUCAUUUCAAAAAUAACAAAGAAAAAUAUAAAUCGAAUAAAGAAGCACAAAAAAGUUAUCUUGUUAAAAGCGAUGAUAUGUGUAUGCAAAGUUUAGACAAAUCUUAUACAGAAAAUAAUGAAUACACAAAUGUUAUUAAGAUUCUAUGUGAACUGAUUAAUAUAUAUUGUCCUAAAGAAUCAAUAAAUGAUAUAUUAGAAUUUAAAGACAGAAAAAAUAUAAAUAUACAAAAUAGUCAAAAUACAAAUGAUGUAACGUCUUCGUUAAAUACACAAGAUUUAACUAGUGAUAGUACCAAUCUUUAUAAUGAAAAAAUUAUGAAUCCACAAAAUGACGAAAACAAUAGUCCAAUAAAAAAUUAUAUAAUAAAUGAAACGAAUACAGUUCAAAAUAAAGACACUUCUGAUAUAACUCCCAAAGAACAAGAAAAAAAACAAAGAAAUUCAUUGAUUUCGUUGAGCUUAUAUCAAAAUAAUAAUAUAUCAGAAAAAGAUUUGGCAACUGUAAAUCAAAUGAUUAAAAAAAACAACUACAUAAAUAUAUUUACAAAACAUAGGUGUUCAACAAUAGAAGAUUUUGAAUAUUAUAAUAUAUUAUAUUCUAUCAAAAAUCAAUUAAAUCAAAAUUCAAUUGAUUUAUUGUUACGUUAUAAAUCUUAUAAAUCUAACAAAAUUAAAAAUGAAGAUAACAAUACUAGUGAUACACUAUUGUCUUCAUCCUUUCUUCAUACUAAUAAAAAUGUCAUUGAACAAAAUUAUUCGUCCCUUUUAAAAUAUUAUAAUUUUUUAUAUUUAUAUAACUUUUUUGAUAGUUAUGAUAUGUUCAGGAAAAAUUUUCUCUAUAUAAAUGGGAUGGAACCACAAAACAAUAAUAUAGAAAUAAAGCAACUAAAUGAAGAAACUGAAAAAUGGGAUGUAGAGAAAAAAAAAAAAGAUGGAAAAAAAAAUGAUCAAAUUUGUUCUAUAACAAAUAUAAUAGAUCAAUAUUACACAUAUCUAAAACACAAUUAUAUAUAUAACAACAAUAUUUAUUACAAAAUUACAAAUUAUACUAAUAAAAUUAAUUUGCUAUAUUUUUACACGAAAAUGAAAUUUAAUUACUUUGAACUAUUAGGAAUUAAUAUAAUUAAAAAAAAAAUUAGUGUGGACGAUUUAGUAUACAUGAAUAAGGAAGUCAAUAAAAUUUUAAACAAAUAUAUAUACAUUUUUAACAAAGAUGUAUUGUUAUUUAAUUAUAAGUUUGUGUACACUCUUAGCUAUAAUAUUCAUUAUAUAUAUAAAAAUUAUGUAGAAAAUCGGCAAUUAGAAAAUGACUAUAAUUAUAUAAUUAAUAUAGUAAACAACCUGUCUUUUAUCAUAUAUAUUAUUUUAUACAAUAUUUAUGUUACUAUAAAAAAUAAAAAAGAAUGUAUGUGUAAUAGUAUAUACAAUAUAUAUAUAAAUAAUUUUUUUUUCUUGCUUAAUCAAAAUCUUUUUUACUUGAUUUUUCUUUGCAAUAGCAAAAAGGCAGAAAAAAAAAUAUCAAAAAACAUAAUCACAGUCACCAAUUUUACAGCAUAUCAAAGAACCAAUGAUGAAAAUUUAAAUAGCGAAUAUCAAAAUAAUGAUAAAAUAAUAAGCAAUAUAAAUUCAUUCUACUAUAAUAAACAUUGUCAGAAAUACUCAGAACUAGCAGAUAAAAAUAACACUUUAGAAAUAAACGAAAAUGAUAUGUAUAACUAUUUAUUUAUAACAAAAAAUAAUUGCAUAUACAUUUUUAAGAUGAUAGUUUUUUAUAUUCUAGAAAUAUUAAGAAUUUCGCAUUAUAGAAUCGAUAAUAUAUAUAAAAAUUGUUCUAUAUUUAAUUUUCAUACAGAAAAUUAUAUACUUAUAUAUGAUUAUUUGUAUAACAUAAUGAUUCAAUAUUUUGAUAGCGACCAAAAAGAGUUAGAUACUAACUUUAAUAUUUUAAUUGAUUUUAUAAAAGAGACAAAUAUUUAUACUUCUUCGAAUACUAGAAAUAAAAAUGCUAAUAAUAAUAAAACUGAUUAUAUAUCAGGGAAAAAAGAAUCAAACAACUAUUCUUUUUUAUCAGUUUCUUCGUCAUUUGCUUCAUCCAAAGCUUUAGAAUCAUCUUCUUCUGAAUUAUCACAUGAUAUGAACAAAGACAAAUUUAUAAGUAUUGAUAUAUUCACCAAUGAUGCGUAUAGAUACACAUAUAAAUAUAAUUCAAAACAAAUUGAAAUAUUAAAAAUUAUAUGCCUUUAUAUUAACUAUACACCUAUAUCAUUUAUUCAAACAAAAAAGAUAAAAAUACAAUUUGCUAACUUAUUGAAAACUAUAUUAUUUGAUAUACAUAUAAAUACUCAUUAUUUAGAGAUUUUAUAUUUUAUUAAACUUUUCUUUUAUUUUUAUGAUUCACAAAUUUACAAAGAAUACGAGGAUUUCAUAUUUUACUACAAUUUGAUAGUCAACCUUUUCUUUAUUUAUAGUGAAAAGCAUAACAACAUUUCAAAUAGUGAAAACGAAAACAAUCAUCCAGAUAAAAAUAUACCUACCCCUAUGGUACAUGCCAAGAAGCACAUUCAGAAAAGUAUGGAUGCCAUGAAUACCCAAUUAGACAUUUCAACAUUUAUAAAUACUAAUAACAAUAUUUUUCAUUUUUUGUUUUUUAUAUCUACUAAUUAUGCAUCCCUCAAUGUAUUUUUAGAAAAAUUUCUUGCUGAAUCUAUAAAACAUUGCGACAUUGGUUCAUGUGAUAGUAACGUAUUUUUAAACACAGUUACAAAUCCAGAUAACAAAUUUUCAGAAGUUUUUGUUAAUUUUAAAUCAAGCGAUUUUGAAAAUAAAGAAAAAUACACAAAAGACGCAACAAAUAAUUUUAAAAAUAUAGAAUCAAAACAGUUACAUAAUUUUUAUACUACUUUAAUAAAAGCAGCAAAGAACAACACUGAAUCAAUCAAUAUUCAAAGUCACGAAAUUGAGAAAUUUAUUGAUAAUUCAAAUAUAAUUUCCAAUUUCUCCUUCAAUUUUAUUCACAAUAUAAGUAGCGUGUUAAUUGAGAAUAGUUUUAAAAUUUUAUUUAACACCUUUUUAUUAUUAUCUUCUGAAUAUAACAAUUUUGAAAGUUAUAUAGAACCGCAUGAACAAUAUAGUACAAUAUAUCAAUUUAUAGUUGACAAGCUAAAAAAAUUUAGCAAUAAAAUGCAUAUAUUAUCAUUUAAUCAUAAUACACAAGAUGAAAAUCAUUUAAUUCAAAAUGUUAAAUUUAUCGAACUAUUUAAAAAUUUUCUUCUUCUAUUAUAUAAUAUAAUUUCAAUAAUAUAUAGUUACAAUAACGAAGUUAUUUUCUUUUUUCUUAACUUUAUUUUUAAUAUUAAUAAUGAAAAAAAUAAAUUUUUUAACUUUAAUGAGAAAUUAUCUCCUAUUUAUGUACAAGUAUUUAACAUCCUUGACAACCAUAAUUGUGAAAUAAACACUUUAAACAAAAAAACAAACGAUCUAAAUGAUUACGAAAAAUAUAUUGGUGAAUAUAAUUCUUAUAAACCUACAGCCCAUCAUUCAAAUUUUAAAACCAAGGAAAAUCCAAUUACUAAUUAUAGAACUGAUUAUACUAAUGUUUAUCAUAAUAUGGGCAAUGAAGACAAAAAAUAUUUAGAUAAAAAAGAGGAAUAUCCUUCUAAUGAUAUGAUAAAAUACGAGGAUAAAACAAAUUUUAAUUAUUAUACUACAAAAAAUUAUGGAAAUAAAGACAAUUUUGAUUAUCCUGAAUGCCAUCCUGAUUAUGAGAAUACACAAUAUUGUGAAAAUAUAUUUGACAAAGAAAACAGGGAAAAACAUAAUUGUCUAGAAAGAAUAAAAAACUCACACAUACCUCUAAAAAAAGAGCCAAAUGAUUUUAAUGAAAUAGAAAACAAGUAUAACAACAAUGAGCAAAAUCAAUGGAACAAAACUAAAGAAUUUGUUCCCCAGUCUGAUGACAAUGCAAAAAAUGAUAAUUUAAAUAAUUAUAAUAAAAAAUAUAGUGAUAUAACGCACAGUAUUAAUAAAGCAAAACAACACAUAUCAGAUACAUUUUUAUCACCUUUUCAAAUAAUCGAAUUUGUUGAUUUUAUAUAUGAAAUAUGUGUAUAUAGCAAAAAGGAAAUAAAAAAUUAUUAUAUAGUAUUUAUUAUAGAAAAUAUUAAAAAAAAUAUCAACAUUUUAAUUGAUAUGAUCAAAGAUAAAGAAAUAAAAGAAAAAAGACGCAUUCUAGCAAAUAUCAAAGUAUAUUCCAACCUAUUGCUUCUUUUGUAUUUUAUUAAAAAAAAAUAUAUAAUAAUAAUUGAGCAAACUCUUUAUAAUUCUUUUAAUUUUUUAUAUGAAAAUUAUUUUUAUCCUCAUUUUAUCCAAAAUAAAAAACAAAACUUAAAAGUAGAUCAAGAUAGUAUCAGUCUAUAUUUUUAUCAAAAUGUGUUUAUAAAUAUACAUAAUGCAUACUUUUUUCUAUUUCAAAAAAAAAAAAAAAAACGAACUUUUUGUCUUAAAUUCUUUUGGAAAUUAUACUACCAAUUUAAAAUGAACUUUGGUAAAAUAAAUACACAGCAAGAACAAUUCAAAAAAACUGACAUUUUAAAUGAUACUUUAGAUUGUUCUUUUGGAACGAAUGAUGAAAGUCAAAGUAAAGAAAUUUUAAAAAGAAAAAUUCAAUAUUACAACAUUGAUCAAAAGACAGACAAAACUUAUGAAAAUAGUAAAAUAAAUGAGAAAAAUAACACAGAAGGUGAAAAACUAUCUUAUAACAUAUUUAAUUAUUCAAAUGAUUUGGAUUUUAAACCUAAUGAUUUGAAUAUUUAUAUAACCGACUUUUUAUUAGAAACAUUUACAGAUGAUGAAACGAUUAUUUUGAAGUAUAUGGAUAAUAUAAGCAUGGGCAUAGACAAACUAACUCCUCAUUUUUUUAAUAAAAUUAUUUCAUUCAUUUUGAGAAAAGAAACAAAAUAUGAAGCAAACAUAAUAUCAACCCAAAAAACAUCUAACCAUGACAAAGAAGUAUCAAACGAUGAUACCAUCUAUCUUCAAAUUUAUGAACAUGUUCUCAGUUUAUAUUUACAAAUUAUAAAAGAAAUUAUUCUUAAAGAAAAAAUAAGCAUAAAAUAUAUUGAAAUAUUUAUAUAUGUGUUAAAAAUAAUUAUUAUUCUACUUAUUACCAAUGAUAGAAAUAGCCAAAUAUGUAAAAAGAUAUAUAAAGAGAAAUACUUUUUUUUAUCACAUUUAUAUUGCUUUUUUUUCUAUGACAAUGAAAUUAUAAAAACAUUAUCUAUUAGCUUAACCUUUUAUUUAAUAUUUGAUCAAAAUAUAUUGUUAUUGAACAAAUACAGAUUAUUUUUAGAGCCAUAUUUUGUCAUGGAACAAGAGGAAAAUAAUAAAAAAGUAAAAACAAGAGAUGAAUAUAUUCCAUUUUUAUUAAAUAAAUGUCUCAAUAAACAAAAAAUAAACUAUUCGUCACAAUCCAAUGAUGGAAAAAAUGUUGAAUAUACUAUAAUUGAUGAAAUAACAAAAAUAAAACAUACAAAUAUGUGCACACAAGAGGAAGUAGACAAUACGCAAAAUAAACAUGAGGAUGAAUGCCAUUCAUUUCAAAAAGAUAUACAUUCUAUUCACAAAAAAUAUAAUAUUAGUUUUUUCAACUUAAAAAAUAGUAAAUCUAAAUAUUUAGAUAAUAAAAAAAAUGAUCACAUAAACAAUUUAAAAAGGGCAUCUUAUUAUAUAGAAAAUAAAAUUAUUUAUUAUAUACCUUUUUGGCUGUAUAAAAAAUUACAACCAAAUCAUUUAUUAUUUCAUAUUAAAAAAUUUAAAUCCUAUUUUUUAUAUUCAACAAAAUAUACUUAUUUGCAUAGUUUUCAUAACCCUAAAUCCAAUACCACUGAAAAAGAAUUAUCUUAUUAUGGAAAUUAUAACAAUGAUAACAUAUUUAGAUCCUUUGCCUUAUUUGUUAAUAAAUAUUAUUACAUAAUUCAGGAACUAAAAAAAAGUGGAAAUAAUAUUUUAUUAAAUCAUAACAAUAACAUUUGUAAACCUAAUAUAUCAAUUUCCCCAAUAAAUCAAGAUACUCAUAGUAACAAAUCCUUAUAUAAUCCUAAUUCAUUUAUUUUUUUAAAUAUAAAGUUAGACAAAAAUAUUUUAUCAUAUAAUAAUUCAGCAUAUAUAAAUUCUUUGUUAAAGGAAUUAAAAAUCCAACCAUCUAUAAAUGAUUUUGAAGAUGAUAAAAUCAAAUUUUCUUAUAUAUACAAUUUAAAUAGGCUUUUUUUCUUCCUAAAUAAUUUCUAUAUUCAAUUUUUAUAUACAUAUGAUGAUAAUUAUGAUAAUUCGAUAAAACAAAGUCAAAACAACAUUCCCAAAAAUAAUACCAUAGAGAAAUGUGAAAUUUCGUAUUUACAUGAUAAAUCAAAAAUGGAAACAAAUUCAAAUACCAUGUGUGAAGAAAACAUAAAUCUAUGCAAUUGUGAAACGAAAAAAAAUUGUCAGCAUCAGUUCAUAAAAAUAAAAAAAAACAUUUAUUAUCUUUUUGAAAAUAAUUUUAGCCAGAUAUUGAACGUAAUCAAUUUUGUUUAUGAUAUAAUAUUUCCAUAUACCGAUAAACUUGUAUUUUUUAUGUAUAACUGUCUAACAAAUACUAAUAAUACAAAUGAAAGUUGUUCUCAUAAAAAAAGUAUAAUACUUAUUCAUAACAACUUAUUAUUACUAGAACAUUUGAUAAAUGUAUUUGAUAUAUGCCUAUAUAUUCAUUUAAUAAUUAAGAACAAUAAAAAUAUAUAUAUUAAUGAACCCAUCCAUGAACUAAAUAAACAAAUAGACUUAUCAUUAUAUAUAUAUAAAUUAUUAUAUAUCUCUAUAUCUACGAAUUCAUUAAAAAAUAAAAUUUCCAGUUUCUCUUUAAACAUUAUAUAUAAUUUUAUAAAGAUAGACAAUUACUACCUUAAUAUAAAGCAUAAUUAUUAUAAUAAUUUAGAUGGGGAAAAACUAAAAGAAAAAGAAACUAAAAAUUAUAUUAUGCUAAAAGAAGAAGAAAGGCAACGAAAAAUGCAAAAAGGAAAAAAUAAAAGCAUAUCGAUCUUAGUUAAUUUUCUAUUUUUCAUUAUAUCAAAAUAUUCCAAGAAAGUAAUCAAAAAAAAAGCGAAACAAAAUAUUCCUAACCAAAUAUCACAACCUAAACAUAAUUUAUAUUAUAAUAUAGUAAAUUUAUACGAAAUAGAAAAAAUAAUAAACAUUGAAAAUGCCACAUUUCAAAAUCAUGAAAAAAAGUAUCUUAAAUUAAAUAUAUUUUUUAUAAAAAAUGUCAUGUCUAUGCUACAUGUAAUAAUGAAGCAGGGAUGUUAUAUUGAUAUAAAUUUAAUAAACAAUGAUAUAUCUUUCAUGAACUAUAAUAUAUUGAUGAAUUACGAUUAUAAGCGUUUUAUCAAUAAACAUAUUUGGAAAUCAAAAAUUGAUAUAAAUAAUCAACAUGCAUCACAGCCAGAAAAUACAUCCUCACAAAUUGGACAAAAUGUUACUACUAUAAGAAGUGGCAGUAAAUAUACUGAUAGUAGUUUCAGUAAUAGUAGUCAUAAUGACAUUCAAAGCGAUUCGAGUUCUUCAAAUAAUACCAAACCAGGGGAUAUAUCACUCAACCCAUUAAUAGAAAAUAAGAAUACUAAAAAAUUGAGAAUCUUAAAAAAAAUAAUUUUAAAUAAAUAUAUUAACACAUUAUUAAACUUUUGCAAUAUAUACAACGAUAUUGUUAUAGAAUGUUUGCAUGUUCAAUUGCUAAUGUUUUUUUUUAAAUAUAUUCUACAAGUUAUAAAAAGCAAAUUUAGAAAGGAAUAUAUAAAGGAUAAUUGUUAUUCCAAGCAACAAAUAUUAAUUUAUUUUUUUAAAUAUUACAAGGUGGAUAAAAAAAUUUGUAUUUUUUUAAAAAGUAUUUAUCUUAUUAUGCUAAAAUAUUCUAUAUAUGUGCAAAACACAAAAAUUUCAAAUGAUUUUUUUACGCAUAAUAUCACUGCUAAAAAAAGACAAAUUGAAAAACAUAAUAACCAAAAUAAAGAAACAAAAUUAGAUAUAAAUAAACACAAUUAUUUUAUAAAAGAGGACAAUAUAUAUAAAAAUUAUUGUAAACUAUUUUAUGAGCAUACAAUAAAUCAUUAUCGAAAUUGCAUAGAAACUGAAAAACAAAGUGAAAAAUCUUAUUCAUAUAAUAAUUUAGGAGAACAAAUUAUUAAUAAUUCGAAUUGUGAUAAAAGAUUAAGUGAUAAAUUCAAAUGUAGUAGCCAACAAAAUAACAAUAGUAGCAUCACUGAUAUUACAAACACAACAUACAUAUCUACGAUUGAUCUCUAUUGUCCUUACUGCGAAGAAAUCAAAAUAUUGUUUUUGUCUAUAAUAGUUUUUUUAAGUUUUUCACUGGAUAAUUUUCCUUUAUUCUUUUUGCAAGAUAUUAAUGAAACAAGAGAACUUGUAAAAGACGGCGAUUCAGAUAAUACAAAAAAUGAAAAUAUUAUUAUUUUAUGUGAGCGUAUAUUUUAUUAUUUGAGUAAAAAAAAUAUUUAUAGAAAUUUUUGUAUUUUUAGAGAAGCAAAACUACUUGAAAAAUAUUUUAUAAAAAUAUUUAUAAAACUGUUAUAUUGCAACCAAAAGAAAACGAUGAGCAAUUUGCAAAAAUACGAAAUUUAUAUUUAUAAAAAUGAAAUGAAUCCAUUGAAUUCGCAAAGUAGCCAAUUUAAAGAAGGAAAUGAUAAGGAUGAACAUAUACAGGGAAAAUAUAAUCACAGCAUUAAUAAUUGUUGUGAUAAUACCAAUACGCCUAAUACAUCAUGUAGUUGUAAAAAUAAUUAUUAUUACACAAAGAAAACUAAAAUUUUUAAGAAGCAUAUGACGCAUGAUAAUCAUUUUUAUAUAAACUAUUUUCUUAAUUAUUUUCUAAUAGAAAAAACUGGAAAAAAUAAUUUGGAGUGCAUAUAUGACAAAAUAUAUUAUUAUAUUCUUAUUGUUAUUAUGUGUUUCAAAGACAAAAAUUUCCUAUCAGUUCUUCUUUCAAAAAAUGAAAAUUUUUACGAUGAAUUUAAUAAAAGUUUACAAGAAUACCUCAAAUAUGUUUUAAAAAAUAAGCAAGAAGUAAAUGAAAAGAAGAAAAAAAAUGAAACAAUGAUCCACAAUCUGUUAUAUAUAUUUGUUUCUUAUAUUUAUAUAUAUUUAAAUGAAUUAUACACCAUAUUUUUUACACACAUUAAAAAUUUGCUUACUCUUCCAUCAUUUUUUCAAAACGUUAUAUAUAUAAAUAGUGCUAGAAUGAUACAAACAAAUUUAAAGAAUACGAAUGAGAAAACGGGUGAAAAAACUAACGAACAAAAUUUCAACUACAUAUCAAUUGCAGAAUAUUAUGAUAUCUUAAUAAAUAAUAAAAACCAACAUUCAAACAACAAUUUAGAAAAUUAUUUAGAUCAAAAUAUUAAAAAUGUAAUAAUUCGAAACAUAUUUCAUAAUAAUAAUAUUUAUUUAUUUAUUCUAUAUAUAAUGAAUGACAAUAAAUAUAAUAUAAAUAGUGGUGGAGAAGCAUAUAGAAAAUGCAAUUCGUUGGAUAACAAUCCUGACGAUUCUAUAAAAAACGAUAUUUUUUUCAAAUCCUUUCAAUCAAAUUUUAAGAGAAAUAAUAAAGUAUACUUAAACAAAAUAACAACAAAUAUUAUUCUAUUCUUUUUAUUAUUCUUUUAUGAUUAUUAUUCAUCCAAUUAUGAAAUAAAAGAAAAUAUUUUAAUGCAAAUUGUACGACAUAUUUUCGAGCAUUUUAUAACCUUUUUUAAUGACGACUUUAUAUAUGUUCAUUCAAAAUUAUCCGAGAUUACAAAGUCAAGUAAUUUAAACAUAAAAAAAAAACAAAAACCUUAUACCUCCAGUAAUUUGAAAUAUGGAAUAAAUAACGAAACAAAAAUUAUAGACAAUAAAUCUAUGAAUAAAGAUUUUCAAGAAAGUAAUAAAAAUGAAUCACCAGAAAAAAUCGACAAAGCAAAGAACAAAAAUAUUUAUUUGCGAGCACAUGAUGCAUUAGAAAAGGUAAAAAAGGAGGAAAAUAAAAAGCGUGAAGAAACAUUAAAAGGGAGCAGCAGAAAUAGAGAUCAAUCAAUUACUCAACAAAAUUGCAAAGAUGUUUUACAAAGUAAAGAAAUUAAAAAUCAUAAAAUAUCCAUCGAAAAUAAUUUUAAACUAUAUAACAAUAAAAAAUGUAAAAACAAUGAAUUGAAUGAAAAAAAGACACCAUUAGAUAUGCAUAAAGAAAAUGAGCAAAAUCUCGAAUUUAAAGAUUCUUCAAAAGUAAACAAAUAUAUAAUAACUGUUAUACUAGAUAAAUUAAAGAGAAAUAAAAAAUUGGUGUUUUUAUAUACAACAAAUAGCUUCAGGAUUAUACACAUACAUAACAACGUUUCAUCUUUGAUUUUUACAUAUAAAUACAUUUCAAUUAUGCUUCAAAAAUUAUCCUAUUUUCAAAACGCCGAAAUUAUCAAAUGCAUUUAUAAUACUUUUGACUACUACAUAUUUAAUAUUACAAAAAAUGAAAUAAAUGUUGUAGAAGACAAAUGGAAAAAUAUUUUCUAUAAAGAUAUCGGAUAUAUGUCAUAUACAUAUAUUUAUUAUUUCUUUAACUUCAUAUCAUGUUUUUUACUAUAUGAUGUUUCGACGUUGGAUAAAUUUUGUUCCAACAUGCAAAAAUCUAUCGAUAUAAUUAAUAACUAUCUAAAAGAAUUAAUAACUAAUACACAAGGAGUAUAUAUAUCUUCUAUAAUUUUAAACUUUUAUCUUACUAUUAUGAAUUCCUACUUGUUCGAUUUUUCAUUAUAUCAAAAUACUUUUAUCUUUUUAGAGAAAAAUGAAAACACAGAUGAGAAAAAUAAUUUAAACACAAAACAGUAUAUUAAUGACAUGCUAAAAAAUAAUAAUAAAUGGGCACAAAAUGGAAAAAAAGGAACUUAUUUUGAAUGCAUCAAAAAAUUAAGUACAGAGUUUAGUAGGACAAAAUUUAAUUCUUUUCUAAUCAAUUACAUUAUAGACAAUAUAGAAACCAAUACAAGUAAAAAUAUAACAGAAAUAAAAAGGGUAAAUAAUUUAAUUAUAUUAAUUUUACAAUUCCUAAGUUAUCAAAUCAUUUUUAUAGAUAACAAAAAUGAUAUAUUAAAAUUAGCAAAUGUUUUAAUGAAAUAUCUUAAAAAAAAAGACACAUGUAUUAUUUUAAGUUACUACAUUAUUGUUUUUUUUAACUCAUGCUUCCUUAAUCCAGUUUUUGAUGAGCGAUUGAUAAAUACGAUAUUCAAUUUUGAUAAAAGUGAUAACAUUUGGUUUAAUUUCAUAUUUUUAUCAAGCACCAAAAUGAAAAAAAACAAAGAUGCCAUUAUACUAGUUAAGUUUUCGAUUUUGCACUUAUAUUUAUUAUUAUUAAAAAACAAAAAUUAUUUCAAAAAAUGUAUACUAUAUAUAUCUAGUGACAUAAACAUUUAUUUUGUUCUCAUCUAUAUACUGAAUGAAAUAUUCGAAUAUUUCCAAAUACUAAAUAAUAACGAAGAAAAUAUAAUUCAAAUUAUCAAAAUGGACAAAUCAAAUAACAAAGACAAUAAUCCUUCUAAUAUACAAAAGACACAUAUAAAAUACUUUUAUUUAUAUACUGAAUUAAUAGUAGUAGUUACUGAUAUUAUUAAAAUAAUAAAUACAAAUGACUUUAAUAAAUAUAUUGCGUUACAUCAUAACAAAGACAAAGAUAGUUUAGUCUUACAAUUUAAAAACUUGUAUAAAAAAUUAAAGAAUGAGUUAAAGCAUUUAGAAAAACAUAUAAAAUCAAUAAAAUAUUCGAUUUUCAUUCAUCCUCUAAUGAUUAAUAUUCACAUGCUGCAUCAAUACUAUUUAAGUAUUUAUAUAAAGGAGUUUUAUUAUUUUCAUAAAACAUUUUUUAAAUAUGAUUUAUUUAUGUUUAAUUAUCUAAAAUUAAUCAAAAAUAAAAGAAAAGGAACAAAUUUUACAUUUAUCAAAAAACAUCAAGAGAAAAAAGAAACCGGAAAAAUCGGCACUAUAGCAACUACACUCAAGACAUCUGAGGUAGCAUCCGAAAAUAUGCAAAAAUUGGAUUUGAAAAAUAACAUUGAUAGAGAAAAUUACAUAAACAAAAAUAAGGGGAAAUCAUACCAUAAUAUGAAUAACCAAGAUACACAUUUUUACUUUUUUUUUAAUACACAUAAAAACUUUAAUUAUCAAGUAAAUAGCCUAUAUUCUUCUACACUUCAAAAUGAGAUUCAUUAUUCUCUCAGCAAAAUUUUUUCGUCAUCUUUUCUGAAAUCAAAUGAAACUCCCCAAAACUAUUUGCAGUACAAUAUGGAGCAUAUCAAAAUAUAUAUCAAUUAUAUUAACCAAUCUGUAAAUUUUUCAAUCGAUUUUUUUAACAAUUUUGCAAAAACAUAA
Messenger RNA from Plasmodium vinckei vinckei, 12738 nucleotides. RefSeq names its product conserved Plasmodium protein, unknown function. Lineage: Eukaryota; Apicomplexa; Aconoidasida; Haemosporida; Plasmodiidae. Bases 1 to 12738 code for a protein of 4245 amino acids. The transcript has 3 exons. The record is from RefSeq and is a predicted model, not a curated record.